CCGUCGGAGGCCGCAGCAGCGAUGCAUCUGCACCAGGUGCUCACCGGCGCCGUCAACCCGGGAGACAACUGCUACUCGGUGGGCAGCGUCGAGGACACCCCGUUCACGGCAUACGGCUCCGGAUGCGAUAUUGUUAUCCUGGCAAAUGACUUUGAAUGUGUGCAAAUUAUUCCUGGUGCUAAGCAUGGAAACAUACAAGUCAGCUGCGUGGAGUGCUCCCAGCAAGGAAGGAUUGCAGCCUCUUAUGGAAAUGCCGUGUGCAUUUUUGAGCCCCUUGGGGUGAAUUCUCAUAAGAGAAAUUGUCAACUGAAGUGUCAAUGGCUGAAGACAGGGCAGUUUUUCCUCAGUUCUAUGACCUUCAACCUAGCAUGGGAUCCUCAAGGUAACCGGCUGCUGACUGCAACAGAUUAUUUGCAGUUAUGGGCCCCUCCAUCUAGUGAUAUCCUAGAAGAGGAGGAGGAAGAUGAUCCUGACUUGGAGCUCAAAGAUGAGAAAAUCCAUCCUGUUCUAAGCGACUGGAAAUGUGUCUGGCACUGCAGAACGGCCGUGUCCGUACAUCUGAUGGAAUGGUCCCCAGAUGGAGAAUAUUUUGCCACAGCUGGAAAGGAUGAUUGUCUCUUAAAAGUCUGGUAUCCGAUGACUGGUUGGAAAUCCUCUCUUCUCCCCCAAGAGAGUGAGGAACCAAGAAGGACCUCCACGCCUGUUCAUUUUGCCUUUGUGUAUCUGGCACAUCCUCGAUCGGUGACGGGAUUUUCGUGGAGAAACACAAGCAAGUUUAUGCCCAGGGGGUCUGUUUGCAACGUGCUGCUUACUUCCUGCCUUGAUGGUAUUUGCCGGCUGUGGGCAGAGACCUUGUUACCCGAAGACAGCCUUCUGGGGGAGCAGAUUUGCGAGACCAGCACUUCCAGCAUUAGCAAUAGCAGCAGCUUCUCCCGUUCCGGAAGGCACAAGGACAACAUCCAGCAUGCUUUAGAGACAAUUCAUCACUUGAAAAACAUGCGAAAGGGUCAGCGAAGGUCCUCUGUACUGAUCACUCACACCGAAGAUCUACCUGAUCAGCUGGGAACACACGAGGUUCAGCGGCACAUUUCCCACCACGCUAACGCGCUCUGCCAUUUCCACAUAACUGCAAGCAUCAACCCGAACACAGACAUUCCGCCAGCUUUGCUCAAGACGGCUUUUCACUUGGAUGAAGGAAACGAAGGCUUUGUGGUUCAUUGGCUAAAUAACAAGGAAUUCCAUUUUACGUCCUCGACUGAAAUUUUUAUGCAACACCUACGAGAGCUUACAGAUCAACAGAUGAAACAAGCAGAAGAAGAUGCUGACGAGGAGGAAAGAGAGGAAGAGAAGGAGAGGGAGAGAGAGAGGGAGAGAGGUUUGCUGAUGAAACUUGAUCAUGAAUUGUCUCUAGAUAGAGAGUCUGAGACGGGGACUGGCACAGGAUCCUCAGAACAUGAAGAUGGGGAAAGAGAAGGGAGCCCCAAAAUCCUUUCACCAGCUGCCUCGCCCAUGCCGCUUCCCACUGUCUUGUUAGAUAGGAAAAUCGAAUUGCUCCUUAAGGAAUGGAACAAGAACCCAGACAUGCUCUUUACCAUCCACCCCGUAGACGGCACCUUUCUAGUGUGGCACGUGAAAUAUUUGGAUGAGUAUAAUCCAGGGAUCUUUCGGCAAGUUCAGGUUUCAUUUUCUUCUCAGAUCCCUGUCGCGUUUCCGUCGGGCGACGCCAGCUCCCUUAGCAAAAACAUCAUGAUGUAUGCCUGCACUACGUCUGCGAAAGAAAUCGGCGAGGCGCUGCUCCAGAAGAGAACUAGCAUUUCCGACAGCCUGUCUGGAUGGAGGCCGGGAUGCUCCCAGGACAGCUUCAGCGCGAACAUCACAGUGCCCACAGUCAUGAUGGUUUCUAAGCACAUAGACGGCUCGCUCAACCAGUGGGCGGUUUCUUUUGCAGACAAGUCUGCUUUCACGACGGUGCACACAGUCACCCACAAGUUCAGGUACUGCGGGCACCGGUUUCAUCUCAACGACCUCGCUUGCCACUCGGUGCUCCCGCUCCUGUUGACGUCUUCCCAUCACAACACCCUGCGGACCCCGGAGGCCGAUCAGCCGUGGGACGCUGAUGGCCUGAACAAGAUGAUGGAUCCCAUCAAGCACCUGAAAGGUUCUUCCAGGCAGCAGUUUAGGAACGCAGCGACGCUUACAUUCCACGACCCAAACGCCAUCUACAGCGAGCUGAUUCUGUGGCGUGUGGACCCCAUUGGACCUUUGUCGUACACGGGUGGAGUGUCGGAAUUGGCUCGUAUCAAUUCUCUCCAUACCUCUGCCUUCUCCAAUGUGGCCUGGCUCCCAACUCUUAUUCCUAGCUAUUGUCUCGGUACCUACUGCAAUUCUGCGAGUGCUUGCUUUGUGGCAUCGGAUGGUAAAAACCUGAGGUUAUACCAAGCCGUAGUGGAUGCACGGAAACUUUUGGAUGAACUGAGUGACCCAGGAUCCUCUAAACUCAUCGGUGAAGUUUUUAACAUUGUGAGUCAGCAGUCAACAGCUCGGCCGGGAUGCAUUAUUGAACUAGAUGCUAUAACCGACCAGUGUGGGUCAAACACGCAAUUGCUUCACGUCUUUCAAGAGGACUUCAUUUUGGGAUACAAACCGCAUAAAGAGGAUGCGGAGCUGAAAGAAACCGAGAUAUUUUUCCAGCCAUCCAAAGGUUAUCGGCCACCACCCUUCUCCGAAAAGUUUUAUCUAGUUGUAAUUGAAAAAGACACAAAUGGGUGUUCCAUACUUCAUAUGUGGCAUCUGCAUCUUAAAUCAGUUCAAGCAUGUGUAGCAAAGUCUGCUGAAGUUCAACCGUCAGGAAACCAGCUGGGCAUACCUGGGCAACAGACCGUCGACUCAUCUCCAGAUACCUCACCAGGUGCAGCACCAAUGCCCCGUUCUUCAUCUGUUGCUAAUCUUCAGACAGCUAGUAAACUUAUUUUGAGUUCUAGCCUGGUCUACAGUUGCCCAUUGGAUAUUCCAGUUGGUGUAGAAGUUGUACGAGCUACUCCUUCUGCAGGACACCUGAGCUCUUCGUCAAUUUACCCAGUCUGCCUCGCACCUUACUUGCUGGUUACUUCCUGUUCGGAUGACAGAGUCCGGUUCUGGAGGUGCUCUGUAGAGACGGCGGUGAACAGCAGAAAUGAAACGAAGGAAACCUAUCACUGGAAGAAGUGGCCUUUAAUGAACGAUGCGAAAGAUGACGACAGCAGCACAGUGGGCAUUUCGGGAAGGCCUGUUGCUGUCAGCUGUUCCUAUACGGGGCGCUUGGCUGUGGCAUACAAACAACCCAUGCAACACAACGGUUUUGUUUCCAAAGAAUUUUCUAUGCACGUAUGUAUAUUUGAAUGUGAAUCCACCGGAGGGUCGGAAUGGGUCUUGGAGCAGACGAUUCACCUGGACGAUCUAGUGGAAGUCGGGAGCGUCCUUGACUCGAGAGUGAGCGUGGACAGUAAUUUAUUUGUAUAUAGUAAAAUGGACGUGUUUUUGAACAAGGACCGGCACCUGAUGCCAAACACCAAGCAUUUGGUCCACUUGGACUGGGUUUCGAAAGAAGACGGCUCACAUAUUCUGACGGUCAGCAUGGGUGCAAAUAUAUUCAUGUACGGCCGACUUUCAGGAAUUGUGACUGAGCAAACAAGCAGCAAAGAGGGUGUUGCUGUCAUUACUUUACCACUAGGUGGUAGCAUAAAGCAAGGCAUAAGGUCCAAAUGGGUGCUGCUGAGAUCCAUUGACUUGGUGUCCUCUGUAGAUGGCACCCCUUCAUUGCCAGUCUCUCUGUCUUGGGUAAGAGAUGGGAUACUGGUCGUGGGAAUGGACUGUGAAAUGCACGUCUAUGCACAGUGGAAGCACGCCGUGAAAUCGGGGGGAAGCGAGAGUGACUGUUUCCUUGGUGAAGACUCCCCCACGCAAGAUCCAUUGAAGACCAGUUGGCUGGCCAAAAAAACCAGCAUCAUCGACGGAGCGGGCAUUGUGGACGAUGUUUUCGGAACCCCCACUGUGAUUCAAGAUGGCGGGCUUUUUGAAGCCGCCCACGUCCUUUCUCCUACCCUCCCGCAGUACCACCCAACCCAGCUCUUGGAGCUGAUGGACCUGGGUAAAGUCCGCAGAGCAAAAGCCAUUCUUUCGCAUUUGGUGAAAUGCAUUGCAGGGGAAGUUGCCAUUGUGAAAGACCCCGAGUCAGCCGACGGCGGCUCUAAGCGGCACCUCUCUCGCACCAUCAGCGUAAGUGGCAGCACGGCAAAGGACGCGGUCAGUACAGGGAAAGAGGGAACGCGGGACUAUACAGAGAUCGACUCUAUCCCUCCGCUGCCGUUGUACGCGCUGCUUUCUGCAGACCAGGAUUCCACGUACAAAACGGAGGAAGCGACCAAAAGGCCCCAAGGCUCAGAAGACCAUGCCAAAAGGAAGCCAGAGGAUCACUAUUCAGAUCUGUUCCAGGUUCAGCAGGUGACGACGGACGACUUCAUUGAUUUUGAGCCAGAAAGGAGAGAGCAUAAAUCCAAAGUCAUCAACCUGUCUCAGUACGGGCCGACUUACUUUGGGCGAGAGCAUGCCAGCGUCCUCUCAAGCCAUCUAAUGCACUCAAGUUUACCGGGACUUACUCGCCUAGAGCAGAUGUUCUUGGUCGCCUUGGCAGACACUGUUGCUACCACAAGCACUGAGCUUGAUGAAAACAGAGAUAAGCAUUACUCAGGGAGAGAAACUUUAGAUGAAUGCGGCCUGCGGUACCUGCUAGCUAUGCGCUUGCAUACAUGCCUUCUGACAUCACUCCCACCUUUAUAUCGUGUUCAGCUACUUCAUCAAGGUGUUUCUACAUGCCACUUUGCCUGGGCUUUUCAUUCGGAGGCAGAGGAAGAGUUAAUCAACAUGAUCCCUGCAAUUCAAAGAGGAGACCCCCAGUGGUCCGAACUAAGAACUAUGGGUAUAGGCUGGUGGGUCAGAAACAUUAACACACUCCGAAGGUGCAUGGAGAAGGUUGCAAAAGCAGCAUUUCAGAGGAACAAUGAUGCCUUGGAUGCUGCACUAUUUUACCUUGCGAUGAAGAAAAAAGCAGUGGUGUGGGGUCUGUUUCGGUCUCAGCAUGAUGAGAAAAUGACACAGUUCUUCAGCCAUAAUUUCAGUGAAGAUAGAUGGCGCAAAGCAGCUUUGAAAAAUGCUUUUGCUUUGCUGGGGAAACAGCGCUUUGAGCAGUCGGCUGCCUUUUUCUUGUUGGCUGGGUCACUAAAGGAUGCUAUUGAGGUGUGUCUUGAGAAGAUGGAAGACAUCCAGCUAGCUAUGGUUAUCGCUCGUCUGUAUGAAUCUGAAUUUGAGAUAUCCUCCACCUAUACAGCCAUCCUUUAUGAGAAGAUAUUGGGGUGUGAGAAAGAUGGAAGUGGAUUCAGCUGCGCAAAACUGCACCCGGACCCUUUCCUGCGAAGUCUUUCCUACUGGGUAAUGAAAGAGUACACUAGAGCACUCGACACUUUACUGGAACAAACACCAAAGGAAGAUGAUGAAAACCCAGUCAUUGUCAAAUCGUGCAAUCCUGUGGUCUUCAGUUUCUACAACUACCUUCGCACUCACCCCUUGCUCAUCCGAAGAAAUUUUUGCCUGCCCGAUGGGGCCUUUGCCACUUUAGGAUUGCAAGCCGAGAAAAGCUUGAUCGACCGAAUCAAUCUUAUUGAGAGAAAGCUGUUUUUCACUACUGCAAAUGCUCAUUUUAAAGUGGGGUGCCCCGUGCUAGCUCUCGAAGUCCUUUCCAAACUCCCCCAAAUAAGCAGCAAAUCCAAUAUCUUCAUCAAGACAGAAGAAGCCGGCGAGACUCCUACUAUGCAGAACGGUGUGAAAUUGGAACCAAAGGCGUCGGGCGAAGGCAGUGCUGCAGACUGGUCGCAGCCCGGAGAGAGCUCAGGAGAUUUGACAAGUCAGAUGGAGUCCUCAGCCCUUGUUGACUGGAGUAAGCCGGCAAUAACGUUUGAGGAUGAGCCUCUGAAAUUGGACUGGGGGGAAGACAAAAGCAGUUCGCAGGAAGAGGAGGAGGGCGAGGAUGGUUUGCAAAUGAAGGGCUCGAAACAGGAACCAGAAAGUGCAAAGCAGGCCGGGAGUAGUCUGGGCGAUGAUGCGUAUAUAGACGACAUCGAAGUUGACGUGAUCGCCGAGCAGCUGAAGUUCAGAGCGUGCCUAAAAAUCCUCAUGACGGAACUCAGAACGUUGGCCACCGGCUACGAAGUCGACGGAGGGAAGCUCCGCUUCCAGCUUUACCACUGGCUGGAGAAGGAAAUUGCCGCUCUGCACGACAUCUGCAACCACGAAGCGCGCGGGAAAGGCGAGGUCGAAGCAGGCGGCCACAUAAACGGAGACCCCCUUGACCGCGAAGAAGUGGGGGAAAAGGGGGACAUCGGCUCGUACGAGCGGCACCAGAUCGAGCGGCGUAGGCUGCAGGCCAAGCGAGAGCACGCAGAGCGGCGGAAGUGGUGGCUGCAGAAGAACCAAGCCCUCCUGAGGGUUUUCCUAAGCUACUGCAGCCUACACGGGGCACAGGGCGGCGGUCUCGCCUCUGUGAGAAUGGAGCUCAAGUUUCUGCUGCAAGAAUCGCAGCAGGAAUCGACAGCCAAGCAACUCCAGUCGCCCCUCCCGUUGCCCACCACACUACCGUUACUGUCGGCAAGCAUUGCUUCAACAAAGACGGUUAUAGCCAACCCCGUGCUGUAUUUAAACAACCACAUCCACGAUAUCCUUUAUACUAUUGUGCAGAUGAAAACGCCACCCCAUCCUAAUGUUGAAGACGUAAAGGUGCAUACUCUCUAUUCAUUAGCCGCUUCCCUUUCUGCAUCUAUUUACCAAGCCUUGUGUGACAGCCACAGCUACAGCAGUCAGACAGAAACAAAUCAGUUUACAGGAAUGGUUUAUCAAGGACUGCUAUUGAGUGACCGGCGCAGACUGAGGACGGAGAGCAUUGAAGAGCACGCUACACCAAACUCAUUGCCUGCACAGUGGCCUGGUGUGAGCUCACUCAUAAACCUCUUAAAUACAGCCCAGGAUGAGGACCAGCCAAAGCUAAAUGUCUUGCUUUGUGAAGCUGUUGUAGCGGUCUACCUGAGCCUGCUGAUACAUGCUCUGGCUACCAACGCUUGCAACGAAUUGUUUCGACUAGCGGCCCACCCCUUGAAUAACCGAAUGUGGGCUGCUGUCUUUGGAGGAGGAGUGAAGCUUGUGAUCAAACCAAGGCGGCAAUCGGAAAAUAUUCCAGCCCCUCCAGUUCCUUCGGAAGACAUGGACAAGCAUCGCCGCAGAUUCAACAUGAGAAUGUUAGUGCCAGGAAGGCCGGUCAAAGACAGUGUUGUCCCUCCGCCUGUGCCUGCAGAAAGACCGUCUUACAAAGAAAAAUUCAUCCCUCCGGAACUCAGCAUGUUGGACUAUUUUGUCGCAAAGCCAUUCCUUCCUUUUUCAGACAGUGGUGUGAUAUAUGAUUCUGAUGAGAGCAUCCACAGUGAAGACGAGGAUGAGGAUGCUUUCCUCUCCGAUAUGCAGAUCCUGGAGCACAAGGAUGCCAACUCCUACAGCUGGGCUCUUAUCCAUUUGGCGAUGGUGAAACUUGCUCUGAACAAUAUUAAGACCUUUUUCCCCAUUGCUGGUUUAGAAAUACCUGAUCUUCCAGUCACCUCGCCGCUGGGUAUCGCUGUGAUUAAAAAUUUGGAAAACUGGGAACAAAUCCUUCAAGAAAGAGUGGACCAGUUUGAAGGCCCGCCACCCAAUUAUAUCAAUACCUGUUUCGCUGAAGUGGGAAUAGGACCAGGAGCAGCUGCCGCCCGAAUAAAAGCAAUGGUUGACCCUGAAAACACACCGUUCAAAUCAAAAGAUUAUUCAGCACAGCCGGCCAAAAGGCUGUGGCAUUUUCUGGUGAAGCAAGAAUUACUGCAAGAUACAUUCCUCCGAUACACGUUCACCAAGAAAAGAAAGCAAAGUGAGUCUGUAGAAGAUCGCGAGAAGCAGGUCAUUCACAACAGCGUAGCGGACGAUUGCAAACACAAGGUCGAAGCAGAGCUCGGCUACCCUGGAGGAAGAGCAAAAAUUAUACACAAGGAGUCGGAUAUGAUCAUGGCCUUUGCAGUCAAUAAGGCAAACAUCAACGAGAUAGUGUUAGCUUCUACGCAUGAUGUUCAGGAACUUGAUGUCACAGCCCUCCUGGCUGCUCAGUCUUACGUAUGGAUUGGAGAGGAGUUUGACCGAGAAUCUAAAAGUUCGGACGACCUUGACUUCCGUGGCUCCACCACGACGCUCACACAGUCGAGCACGGCGUCCUUUGCGGUGGCUCAGAUGCAGCCUGUCUCUUCUUCAGUGACUUCGUCUAUGCCAUGGUUGGGCAGCGGGCAAACAAGUACUGGAGCUGGCGUGCUCAUCAAGCGGAAUUUGAAUAACGUUAAGAGAAUGACUUCCCAUCCAGUCCAUCAGUAUUACCUUACAGGAGCCCAGGAUGGUAGCGUCCGGAUGUUUGAAUGGACAAGGCCGCAACAGUUGGUGUGCUUCCGACAAGCAGGCAAUGCACGGGUUACUAGAUUGUAUUUUAAUUCUCAGGGCAAUAAGUGUGGUGUGGCUGAUGGAGAGGGAUUCUUAAGUAUCUGGCAAGUAAACCAAACUGCAACUAAUCCUAAACCUUAUCUGAGCUGGCAGUGCCACAGCAAAACCACAAGUGACUUUGCAUUCAUUACCUCUUCGAGUCUAGUAGCCACCUCUGGGCAGUCCAAUGACAACAGAAAUGUGUGUUUGUGGGACACCUUAGUGUCACCAUCCAACAGCCUCAUACAUGCCUUCACUUGUCACGAUCACGGUGCCACAGUGCUACAGUACGCACCCAAGCACCAGCUGCUGAUUUCGGGAGGCAGGAAAGGGCGUAUCUCCAUCUUCGACAUCCGGCAGAGGCAGGCCCUGCACACCUUCCAAGCUCACGACUCUUCGAUCAAGGCGCUCACCCUUGACUCUUCCGAAGAGUGCUUUUGCACGGGCUCCGCAGAAGGCAAUGUGAAGGUGUGGAGGCUGGCAGACUAUGGUUUGGUCCACUCGUUUAAGCACGAACACGCCAAGCAGUCCAUCUUCCGAAACCUCAGCACUGGAGUCAUGCAGAUUGAAAUGGCACCAGGCAACCGCAUCUUCUCCUGUGGAGCAGAUGGUACCCUGAAGAUGCGAGUUCUACCCAACGCUUUCAGCAUCCCGUCGGGCCUCUGCGACAUUCUGUAGACUUUGCCGCCACCUCCGUUCCCUUUCCGAGAAACGUGGCCGGGACCGGUAUUGUGGCGAAGCGAGCAUUUUAAGAAGGGGUGACGCCACACUUCAUAAUCGAGAGUUAAUUAUUGCAGCCUU
Messenger RNA from Lacerta agilis (Sand lizard), 9369 nucleotides. It is a transcript of the gene DMXL2, whose product is annotated as Dmx like 2. The record is from RefSeq and is a predicted model, not a curated record. NCBI's taxonomy places the organism in Eukaryota, Metazoa, Chordata, Lepidosauria, Squamata, Lacertidae. Gene Ontology annotation, biological process: vacuolar acidification. Gene Ontology annotation, molecular function: protein binding. The coding region runs from base 22 to 9246 and encodes 3074 amino acids. The transcript has 44 exons. Gene Ontology annotation, cellular component: RAVE complex.